AGGCGCUGGAGGGGAGGGGAAGGGAGGAGACGGGACUCCGGCCUCUGGCUAGUCGUUAAACUCCGCGAUGGUGUCACCCCCCUGCUGGGCCAGGGGCUGCUGCCGCCCGCCUCUCUCCUGCCAUCAUGUCUUUGCUUUAGCCCCGGCUGCGGCUCCUCUCCAGGGAUGAUGGCCUGACAGCGCUGUGAUUCCCUCCCCCCACCCGGCUUUUUUUUUCUUUCUUUUUUUUUUUUCUUUUUUUUUGGAGGGGAGCUCGGAUCAUGGCAUUGGGGCUCCGCAAGCUGCUGCUGCUUACCUCCAGCUGCGCCUUUAAGGACCAGCGGGAAAGAUGGGACUCAAGUCCAGGAAGGCAGCAGCUGCGGGGAGCGCCGGUGGCCGGGAGCAAGACGAGAAGAAAGUAGGACUCGCGUCUGGGGAUCUGGAGCAAGGUUCUUUGGCCUCGGGAGCUGGAGCGGAUAAAGAUGGGACCCUGCUGCUGGAAGGAGCUGGGAAGGAAGAGGGGGGGAAGAGGAAUCCGCAAGGGAUUGGGCUUUUGGCCAAAACACCUCUGAGCAGACCUGUCAAGAGGAACAAUGCCAAGUACAGGAGGAUCCAAACUUUAAUCUAUGAUGCCCUGGAGAGACCCAGAGGUUGGGCGCUGCUGUAUCAUGCCUUCGUAUUUCUGAUAGUUCUGGGGUGUUUGAUCUUAGCUGUCCUAACAACUUUCAAGGAAUAUGAAACUGUUUCAGGAGACUGGCUGCUGCUGUUGGAAACAUUUGCUAUUUUCAUCUUUGGAGCAGAGUUUGCCUUAAGAAUCUGGGCUGCUGGGUGUUGCUGUCGCUAUAAAGGAUGGAGGGGGAGGCUCAAAUUUGCCAGGAAGCCUUUGUGUAUGUUGGAUAUCUUCGUGUUGAUUGCCUCUGUGCCAGUGGUAGCUGUUGGGAACCAGGGCAAUGUUCUGGCGACGUCGCUCAGAAGUCUGCGCUUCCUUCAGAUCCUGCGGAUGCUCCGAAUGGACAGGAGGGGAGGCACGUGGAAGCUUUUGGGAUCAGCUAUUUGUGCACAUAGCAAAGAGCUCAUCACCGCUUGGUACAUUGGGUUCCUGACCCUUAUCCUCUCCUCGUUCCUUGUUUACCUGGUCGAGAAAGAUGUGCCUGAAAAGGAUGCCUAUGGAGUCGAGAUGAAAGAAGAGUUUGAAACCUAUGCAGACGCACUGUGGUGGGGGCUGAUUACCCUAGCAACAAUCGGCUACGGUGACAAGACCCCCAAAACCUGGGAGGGGAGGCUGAUAGCAGCCACAUUCUCUCUUAUCGGAGUGUCAUUUUUUGCUCUUCCUGCCGGCAUCUUGGGUUCAGGGCUGGCUCUGAAAGUCCAGGAACAACAUCGUCAGAAACAUUUUGAGAAAAGAAGAAAGCCGGCAGCAGAACUUAUACAGGCUGCCUGGAGGUACUAUGCUACUAACCCAAACCGGAUGGAUCUCGUCGCCACCUGGAGGUUUUAUGAAUCAAUUGUAUCGUUUCCGUAUUUCAGAAAAGAGCAAUUGGAUGGUACUGCCAGCCAAAAGCUGGGUCUCUUGGAUCGGGUUCGUGGUACCAAUACUAAAGGAAAGCUAUUUACCCCUCUGAAUGUAGAUGCCAUUGAAGAAAGUCCUUCUAAAGAGCCUAAGAAUGUUGGCUUGAAUAAUAAGGAGCGUUUUCGCACUGCAUUCCGAAUGAAAGCGUAUGCCUUUUGGCAAAGCUCAGAAGAUGCAGGAACAGGGGAUCCCAUGACUGAAGACAGAGGUUACAGUAAUGAGUUCCUUAUGGAAGAUAUGAUCCCCACAUUGAAGGCAGCCAUCCGAGCUGUCCGAAUUCUACAGUUUCGUCUCUAUAAAAAAAAAUUCAAGGAGACUUUGAGGCCUUAUGAUGUAAAGGAUGUGAUAGAGCAAUAUUCAGCAGGGCACCUUGAUAUGCUUUCCAGAAUAAAAUACCUUCAGGCAAGAGUAGAUAUGAUUUUUACCCCUGGACCUCCAUCUACUCCCAAGCAUAAGAAAUCCCAGAAGGGAGGAGCUUUUUCUUACCCUUCACAACAAUCUCCCAGAAAUGAACAAUAUGUAGCCAAAGCAUCCACAGCAGAUACUGAAGACCAAAGUAUGAUGGGCAAAUUUGUUAAAGUUGAAAGACAGGUUCACGACAUGGGGAAGAAACUGGAUUUUCUAGUCGAUAUGCACUUGCAACAUAUGGAGCAGCUGCAAGUACAAGUCACUGAGUUGUGUCCUUUGAAAGAAGCUGCCUCUCCAGCAGAAGAAAAAAGAGAGGAAAACAGAUACUCCGAAUUGAAAAGCAUAAUCUACAAAUACUCAGAGCCUUGCACUCAUGAAACUCCUUAUAACUUCCACCAGGUUCCAGUACACAAAGUCGGUCCAUAUGGUUUCUUAGCACAGGAUCCAAUGAAUUAUUCACGCCCUUUUUCAUUAGGUGGGCAAAACUCUGGCAAGUUGCAGGCCAUGCCUUCUUCGACUUCAUAUGCAGAAAGGCCGACAGUUUUGCCUAUACUCACAUUCAUAGACUCCCGAGUUAGGUACCAGUCCCCAGGGGACUUGCAGAGCCCCAAUUCCGACAGGAUAUCUCCAAGGCAGAAAAGGAGCUUGACAAGAGACAGCGACACCCCAUUAUCCCUUCUUUCCGUCAACCAUGAGGAGCUUGAACGCUCCCCGAGUGGAUUCAGUAUCUCCCAAGACAAAGAAGACUUCCCUUUUGGCCCAAAUGGGGGAUCAACCUGGAUGAGAGAGAAACGCUACCUAGCAGAGGGCGAAACAGACACAGAUACUGACCCUUUUACACCAAGUGGCUCCAUGCCUCUGUCUUCAACAGGGGAUGGGAUUUCGGAUUCAGUAUGGACCCCUUCAAACAAGCCAGUUUAAAAAUGGUUGUGGGGGCUCCACUGGUUGACUUCUCCGUGUAAUGUAAACAUACUUUGUAUAGCUCACUUACUGCACACCCAAUGCUUACUAGUUCAAAACACCGAUGGCUGCAUAAGAUGCAUGUGAUAUUAGUGAUAGUCAUUCUGCACCAUUUCAUACAAUUUACUAAUGCAGUUUUUUUCAUGCCACCAAAACUAAGCAGCAGAGUUUUGAGCAUGGUUUGCAUGACUUUACACUAUAUAAAUGGUACAGCUAAUUUCUUCUGUGACACAUAUCUCGCUGAUGUUCGUCAAUAUAAUGAGGGUUAGAGCAAUGCCAGGUGAGAUGUGACAGUUCAUGCUACUUUUUUUAAACAGAGCAACAAAGUAAGGAUCGUUUCAGGAGCAAUGUUCUGAUGUGGAAACAUAUAUAAAUUAUUUGUUCCAUAUCAAUGCCCGUUUUCCAAUGCAAGUGAAUAAUUCUCUCUCCAGACUAGCCAGAAUCUUCCAAAAAUUUCAGCAGGGAAAAGGUCAGAUCGAAGCGUGUUACUGAUUAAACAUAAUUUCUGUAGCUGAAAGGUUUCAGAGUAGUAGCCAUGUUAAUGUGUAUCCACAAAGAGAACAGGAGGACUUGUGGCACCUUAGAGACUAACAAAUUUAUCUGAGCAUAAGCUUUCGUGAGCUACAGCCAACUUCAUCGGAUGCAUAGAAUGGAACAUAUAGUAAGAUAUAUAGAUAUCUAUACAUACAGAUAAGUUAGAAGUUAACAUACAAACUGUGAGAGGCUAAUUAGUUAAGAUGAGCUAUUAUCAGCAGGAGAAAAAAACUUUUGUAGUGAUAAUCAAGAUGGUCCAUUUAGACAAUGUGAGGAUACUUAACUUAAGGAAAUAGAUUCAAUAAAUGGACACAAAUCUGACAUCAGGAAUCAUAACAUGCAAAAACCAGUAGGAGAACACUUCAACCUCUGUGGCCACUCAGUAAAAGAUCAAAGGGUGGCAAUUUUGCAACAGAAAAGCUUCAAAAACAGACUUCAACCAGAAACUGCUGAGCUUGAAUUCAUAUGCAAACUAGAUACCAUUAACUUGGGUUUGAAUAGAGACUGGGAGUGGCUGGGUCAUUACACAUAUUGAAUCUAUUUCCCCAUGUUAAGUAUCCUCACGCUUUCUUGUCAACUGUCUAAAUGGGCCAUCUUGAUUAUCACUACAAAAGUUUUUUUCUCCUGCUGUUAAUAUAUAUAUCUUCUUCC
Molecule: messenger RNA, 4102 nt
Organism: Caretta caretta (loggerhead turtle)
Lineage: Eukaryota; Metazoa; Chordata; Testudines; Cheloniidae
Gene: KCNQ3
Product: potassium voltage-gated channel subfamily Q member 3
Biological process (GO): potassium ion transmembrane transport
Cellular component (GO): membrane; voltage-gated potassium channel complex
Molecular function (GO): voltage-gated potassium channel activity
Source: RefSeq, a predicted model, not a curated record